Molecule: messenger RNA, 4597 nt
Organism: Zonotrichia albicollis (white-throated sparrow)
Lineage: Eukaryota; Metazoa; Chordata; Aves; Passeriformes; Passerellidae
Source: RefSeq, a predicted model, not a curated record
GCGGCUGCGCAGUGUCGGCACAUCCGGGCACUGGGGCAGGAUGAGCGCUCCUUUCCAAGAUGGCGGCGGAGGGAGGUGGGAAGGAGAUGAACGAGAUUAAGACCCAGUUCACCACCCGGGAGGGGCUGUACAAGCUGCUGAGCCACUCGGAGUACAGCCGGCCUAACCGCGUGCCCUUCAACUCGCAGGGCUCCAACCCCGUCCGCGUCUCCUUCGUCAACGUCAACGACCAGAGCGGCAACGGGGACCGGCUCUGCUUCAAUGUGGGCCGGGAGCUCUACUUCUACAUCUACAAGGGGGUCCGCAAGGCUGCGGACUUGAGUAAACCAAUAGACAAAAGGAUAUACAAAGGAACACAGCCUACAUGCCACGACUUCAAUCACUUAACAGCCACAGCAGAAAGUGUGUCUCUUCUAGUGGGCUUCUCUGCAGGCCAGGUCCAACUUAUAGACCCUAUUAAAAAAGAAACUAGCAAAUUAUUUAAUGAGGAAAGACUAAUAGACAAGUCCCGAGUAACCUGUGUAAAAUGGGUACCAGGUUCGGAAAGCCUUUUCCUAGUAGCUCAUUCCAGUGGCAAUAUGUACUUGUAUAACGUGGAGCACACUUGUGGUACCACAGCCCCGCACUACCAGCUACUUAAACAAGGAGAGAGUUUUGCAGUGCACACUUGCAAGAGUAAAUCCACAAGAAACCCUCUGCUUAAAUGGACAGUAGGUGAGGGUGCCCUGAACGAAUUUGCCUUUUCCCCUGACGGGAAGUUCUUGGCGUGCGUGAGCCAGGAUGGUUUUCUUCGCGUGUUUAACUUUGACUCGGUGGAAUUGCAUGGUACAAUGAAAAGCUACUUUGGAGGACUGCUGUGUGUGUGUUGGAGCCCCGAUGGGAAGUACAUAGUGACAGGAGGAGAGGAUGACUUGGUGACAGUUUGGUCUUUCGUGGACUGUCGAGUCAUAGCGCGAGGCCACGGACACAAAUCGUGGGUCAGCGUGGUGGCCUUUGAUCCGUACACCACCAGUGUAGAAGAGAGCGACCCCAUGGAAUUUAGCGGAAGCGAUGAGGAUUUCCAAGACCUUCAUUUUGGCAGAGAUCGAGCAAAUAGCACACAGUCCAGACUGUCCAAAAGGAACUCUACAGACAGUCGUCCAGUAAGUGUUACGUAUAGGUUUGGUUCGGUAGGCCAGGACACGCAGCUGUGUUUGUGGGAUCUUACAGAAGAUAUCCUCUUCCCCCACCAACCUCUGUCAAGAGCAAGGACACAUACAAAUGUCAUGAAUGCCACAAGUCCACCUGCGGGAAGCGGUGGAACUAACCCAGGAAGUAAUGGAAACAGUAUCACAACACCUGGAAACUCUGUACCCCCUCCUCUUCCGCGGUCAAACAGCCUUCCACACUCUGCAGUCUCAAACGCUGGCAGUAAAAGCAGUGUCAUGGAUGGUGCCAUUGCUUCUGGCGUUAGUAAAUUUGCAACCUUAUCGCUACACGAUCGGAAGGAAAGACACCAUGAAAAAGAUCACAAGAGAAACCAUAGCAUGGGACAUAUAUCUAGCAAGAGCAGUGACAAACUGAACCUAGUUACUAAAACCAAAACGGACCCAGCUAAAACUUUGGGAACACCUCUCUGUCCCCGAAUGGAAGAUGUUCCCUUGUUAGAGCCUCUUAUCUGUAAAAAGAUAGCACAUGAAAGACUGACUGUGUUAAUUUUUCUUGAAGACUGUAUAGUCACUGCUUGUCAGGAGGGAUUUAUUUGCACAUGGGCAAGGCCUGGUAAAGUGAGAUAAAGUAUGCAGUACCAAAAAUCAGGAUUUAUGUAUUGGCCAAUAUGGAAAACUUUAACUACAGGUAAGUAAUUUUCAUGCUGAAGUUAUCACUUUCAAAAUUAAUAUAUUGCACACUGAUGUAAAUGCCAUAUUCUUUAGGAUGUAUUUACUUAGAAAUUUACAAAUUAUUUUGUUUUUUUGAUUUCACUUGCAUUUCUAGUGAGCUCACUCUGCUGGUAAAAACUAAAUUUUGGUGGCAUGUUUACAGGGCUUUGUUAGGAAAAUACUUGUGCCAGAAGGACGUUAUGAGCAUCCUUUUUGUUUAUAGGAAAGCACUUAAUUUUAUUUAAUGAGAAUUGUCAAAGUAUAAAACACUCAUGGUGAUGUCUUUCUUACUGGGUUAUAUACCAUCAUUUCUGUUUCACCAGCUGUUUUAUCCUAGCAUGUCCCAUUACUCUGGGGUUUAAAGUUGCUAUUUCUAGUCUUCCUUUGACAUAUGGCUCCCCAAGUGAUCUUAAAGCUCUGUCACUUUUUUGUCUGCCAACUCUAUAGAGUAAAAGCCUCUGAAUCUUGCUGCUGCUUCCAUCAUUGCCUCAGAAGGCCUUCAUUAAAUUGGUGCCACUGCCAGCCUGAAGAAAGAAUUGGAUGGAAAAGCAAAGGAGGCUUGCAGUGUCUAAUGUAAUUGCCAUUGAGCAGUGCUACCUCUCCCUCUCAUUUCCAACAGCCAUCAAAACAUGUGCUGGAUAAUUUGACAGUGUAUGACAAAUUCUGUUUAUUUUUCUGGUUGGGCUUGUGCUGCCCUGAGUGGAAAAUAAAUCCAGAAGUGUCUGUUCAGCCAUGAUCCCUGUGAUAGUUGAUAGUCUGUGCAUUGCUGACGUUGUCCUGACAGUUUGUUUAUAAACUUUCCAAAUUACUGCUUCAGUGUGUACAGAAUCAUACCUUGAGCUUCCUCACGGGAUGUGCUGUUCUUGCAUUGCACUUCCAGAACUGCUCUGCCAACUCCCAGUCAGUGAAGUGAAGUGAAUGGCAAAAUUCAAUUAGAAACAAGUUGGAUGAAGUUCAGGGUUCAUUAGUUUCAAUUUUUUAUUCUUUUUUUUUUUUUUUGUGAGCUGAUUUCUGUGAAAGGUUCAGGGCGGUCAGAAAAAUAGGUUGCCUUAACAAGAGUGUGAGCUCUUCUCCUCAACAUGGUGACAAUUAGCUGUCAUCUCUCACCCCUGUCUUUGCCAGGCCCUGAUGGGAAACCUAAACAGGGUUACAGAACUGUUGGAUUAAUCUAGAAAUAUAGAAACAGAAUUUGGAAGGAAUAAAAGUAAACUUUAUUGUGCUAUCUUUAUAGCUACGUCAAUCUGAAUUACAGGAUCUGCGGAAGCAAUUAAAAAACUCCAACAAAAGCAACCCACAAAACCCCAAAGUGGUACUUGGAUAUGCAAAAUAAGUUUUCUCUGAACUCAGUGGUCAGAGUAACUGCUCACAUGAUUUCUGUGUUGGGCUUCAGAACUGACUGUUCACUGUCUGUGCAGUGACUCCAUUUUCUGGGAGUGAAAGUUGCUGGGGAGUUCCUGUGUCAGAAAGCUCAAGGUAAGAUUGGCCAGAAGCACCCCCGGGUGAAAUGGCAGUGUAUAACCUAGCAAGAGAAACAUCCUACCACUUUGUAAAACAAAUGCACAUGGAAUUUAUUUAUUUGACUUAUUGUACAGGAAAACUUAGACUUAAAUUAUAACAUCCUUGAAUUUUCUAGUUAACUACAAUUGUAGUACAGUAUCAUGUUUUAGUAUGGCUUCUGUUUUAGUGAAAGUACUUAAACAUUCAUGUACUAUAUUUGAGUGAGACAAGCAGCUAUACAUACUAAUUCUUCCUCAGUGGAAAGGAGCAUUUCAUCAUUACAAUUGAAGUUCAAUUGCUGGUAUUUAAGUACUAUCAAAUAGAUUUCUUUCAACGUGAUACGGUAUCUGUAUAAACUUCAGGGAUGAUUAUAGUUAAACUGAAACACAGCUAUACAACUUCAGGUUACCAUGCUAAAAUUGGAAGCUUUCUGUAAUGUGCACAGUAGCAAAGUUGCACAUGGCAUACCCACAUUAUCAGGGUGAAUUAAACCUAGAGUACACUGGUGUGAUAUUUAUAGCAAGGUGUGUGUGUGUGCGUGUGUGAGGAGGUGUGACAAGGGGAGACCAUAACCCUGGAAAGGCAUUAUGAUGAGCAUGUCUGGAUUAGGAAAUAACAUGACUUUUACUAAACACUUUCUAGAAAACCCAUGUUCUGAAUUAUCACCUCUUAAAAUUUGAGUAUGUACUUGGAAUGACUGUAUAUGUCGGCCCCUUUAACAACAUAAAACUACUAAAUUAAUAUUUAAAUUGCUGGCCUGCUUAUGUUACAAUAAUAAAAUUUGUGUCAGUUAAUUUACUGUCAAUUUACAUGUAAAGAUUAAACUAUUUUUUCUGCAUUUUAUGAUUCUGUAUACUGGAGUUUGUUAAAGAUUGACAUGUUAGGUGAUACUGUACAAAAUUGUAUUGACUACCUUUAGUGAAAAUCAAAAGUAAAAUUCAUAUGUAUUUCCUUUUUACACUUCCAUCUAAUUUCUUGACAACUUGAAUAAAUUUCAUAGAGCCUUUCUAACAUGAACUAUUGUUAAUUUAACUGUUGCAAUAAUUAAGCUUUAAGAAGUAUUGUUGGUAUAUUUAUAAUUUUAAGAAGAUCAUGUUUGUUUCAUACUGCUUAUUUUUAGCUGUUCUAUUGUCACUGUUACAGCUGAAGAACUUUACUAAAUACUUGACAUUACAAAAUAACUUGCUGGGGUUGUCCUCUGUAUACUGAUGUUAAAUAAAAAUGUGUGAUUGAACUGUAAA